Molecule: messenger RNA, 2640 nt
Organism: Branchiostoma floridae (Florida lancelet)
Lineage: Eukaryota; Metazoa; Chordata; Leptocardii; Amphioxiformes; Branchiostomatidae
Exons: 4
Coding region: 997-1428 (143 amino acids)
Source: RefSeq, a predicted model, not a curated record
UGCACACACUGAAAACUACAAAUGUACCUCAUGCCGCAACAUCCCAGGUUUGUACUGAAGAGAUGGUCCUGCAAGCUGCAUUUCUGGACAGAUUUAUUUCAUCCAAUCACACUGGGAUGGAUCCCUACUAUUUUCAAUAAGUGUGAUGGGUUCUUUAACAUGCUCGAGGUGUCGCUCUUCUAAAACACAAGACCUCCAUUUAACGCCCUAUCCGAGGUAAAAGUAUUUUUUUAAACCUGAGUGGUAAAGGAAAUUGGUGUUAAGUCAAUAAGUGCCUUUCCCAAUGGAAAACCAUAGAGAUAGACCAGUCAGGCAUUGGAACUCCGGUACCUCCAGGUUCUGAGUCAGCAACUGUCACUACAACUGUAACCACAAGGCCAUCGAGCCACCUCACCGUACAAUUGGCAGGAAAGCGAAGCCAGACAGCCUUGCGUACACCUUAUAUGAGGAUGGACAGCCGAAUGACGUGUUAUCUUUUGAGCACUAAUGUAUCCUGAUCUAAGUUUCAUGAUGAAAUGACGGCCCAUUUGGAUAGAUGCGGCAAUGAAAAAACAGAUAACUAUAUAUUACCAAGGAAAAAUCCCUGGUAUCCUUACAAUUUCAAACCACUGCAGGUAUUGGACAGCAUCGAGGUAACAGGAUGGAAGGAUGGCAAGAAUGCCUUACAUAGGAAAAAAUUCCACGCAAACAUACAGUCACUUUUAACUGUAUAACGGAAACAUCAUACAGAUAAAUACAUUACAUUUACAGAUAGGCAAAGCCUUUGGACAUGCCUAAGCAAUGACGUCUUAUGCUGCCUAUUUGCUAGCAUGUUUUCCCCAGGAAACAACAAUUGAAUAAAGGAUAGGAGUACGUAGCUUCAGUCAGUCAGACGGAAUGCCCUAGUCUCUAGGUCUUUGUUGACUCUCACUACCUGUGCAAGUCUUCCCUACCGCAGCAUCUAAAAGAACCAUCCACCCUCGGUUAUACAAGAAAGCAGUAAAGGCAGACAGAAAGAUGAGAAAGGUGGUACUGGUAGGGAUGUUGCUCGGACUGCUGCUGGGGUGUGUAGAGUCGCAGGACGACACGGGUGGAGAGAUAGUGACUAUGUGGGAGGAGGAGGGCUACAACUGCUACCCGCCAUGGCACCAUCAUUGCCAGACAAGCGGGUCGGCCAUCUUGAGAAGGCGCACUGACGGCAGGCUGGUCAGGAGACGCCCCCUACCGGUUUGGGAGUUAGAUGUCCCCGCCGAGGACCGUUUGCCGUACCCCGGGGACCUUCAGGAGUGGCUGUCGGACGGUACAUGGACCCUCCCCCGAGAGAGCGGCAGUGACGGGCCCGGUAACGAUCGCUCAGCGGCGAUGGGGCAGGUUCGUCGUCAGAUCCUGGAUCGGCUGACCGGUGGGAAGGUUCGCUCCCUGCGUCCUGGCAAGGACGAGCAGCACUGACCAAAUCAUCACGGAAAGCAUUUCAAUGUAGUUUUCUUACCUAAAUAUGCAACUUUAUUUUUCUUCUCCAAAGACAACCCGCCUGCUGUCUUCGUUAGUGCAAACUUGACUUUGAACAGUGACUUUCUGAACUCAUCACUUAUAGAUAGAUAGCACACUGGUUGUAAAGAAGAAUUACGGUUGCAUAUACUUUUAAGGAAACUAUAUUGAGUUGAUCUACCAACCUGAUGAAAGUGAUUUCGGAUGUAACAAGAAGAAAGAUCCCUUCAGAAGUUCUUUUAUUCUUAUAUCUGAGCUGAGAUAGAUAAAUAAGACCUAAGGAGUGAGUAGAGUUAGCUUUACCCUGAAACGCAGUUUUCUGAUCACGUCAUAUGAUUAAGACUUUUAUCUCUGAAAUUUUGAUGAAUCGACGAUCAGAAUAUUUCAUAACGUUACUAGUACACGGCUAAUCGUCUGGAAAUGAUGGCUGCAGGACUACCCUAUAGGGGAGUAUUGGUUCUGGCUUGAUUACUAUGACGUUAGCGUUGUCAACAUUGAAGGCAAAUUCGGUUGAUACUAGGGGUGGGUACCAGUGCGAUGGAUCUGAAAAAAAUCAGUAAACCGGAUUGUGGACCGAUUGAAAAUGAACAGAUUAUAUCGGUAGGCGUUCACGCGUUUUGAUGGUUACCCGCCGGUCAAAGAAAGAGUUUCUACAGUCAAACUUGGUCUAAAACAGAGGCAGUUAUAAAUACAUGUAGGAAUUUAAAAUGUCAGUGAACGUCAGAUACUCCAACAAACAGAAUUCUUUGUAGGGAAAUAAGUAUCGCCCAUUCACAAGUUUUCUUAGGUCCCUGGGCCUGAAUUUUCUGUACCGGUACCCACCCCUAGUUGAUACCUUCUAUUUCCCUGCUACUCUACAUGUUAUUUAUGAAUACCUGAAGUUUUCCCCUGCGAAAUUUUCUAAAAGAUGAGAACAUAACACUGAUAGCGAAGAAUAUGUUACAAAACUAUUCUUAAUAAUAAUGUAUUUUAGAGGUAGAAACUGAGUUAUAAGAUUACAUCUUCAACGAAUACAUAGCUGCUGAAGGAAGGAAAACACAACAAAUACAUGACAGGAAAUAGGAUCUUAUUAUGUGAUAGGAACCAGAGGUGUAGUACAGACAUACACGGUCUAAGUAGGAGCGCAUAGCUUUGCCUGAUUUGAUUGAAUAAAGGAAGAACAGGUUGAGAAUA